Molecule: messenger RNA, 2634 nt
Organism: Enterobius vermicularis (human pinworm)
Lineage: Eukaryota; Metazoa; Nematoda; Chromadorea; Rhabditida; Oxyuridae
Source: the annotation of a GenBank genome assembly
AUGUUAACUGUUCCAGUUGUGUACAAUCUGGCUGCAUCUUCAACUGAAGUUUUGCAGGAGUUAAUUGGGUUGGGAAUGGCCGCUGAUUUAAAAUGGCUAGGAUUGUCUGAAUCAAAGGUAAAUGAAACACUUAAAAAUUCUUCUUUGACGAAGCAGCUUUGUGGCAUUGUAGUCCUAGCGAGAGAAGCUUUGAGAGAGAAAGGAGAGGAUACUCUAUCAGGAAAGGGAACGGGCUCAUUGUUAUAUCAUUUGGGUUCAAGAAUUAAAUCGCAAUGUGAAGCAUCUGUACCUUUAGUCGUGCGGCAUAUUAUUAAUGGGAACAUUAGGAACGAGCCGCAGCUUAGUGCGGCAAUCGACUUCCUUUUAGCACGGUCUGUUACUGGUUACGAAGAGGAUGAAUUUUUGCAAGCUUGCGGUGCUGGCAUCGUUAUAACUUCGGAACAGAUUGAGGAACAGGUAGCUGAAACAAUCGCGAAAUACAGAAAUCAAAUAAUCGCGGAACGUUACCGGUUUAAUAUAGGCCGUCUCCUUGGGGAUGUCAAGUCUGCUUUAAUGUGGGCUGAUGGAGCAGCGAUUAAGCGUGAGGUAGACCUUAGAAUUAUGUUGCUACUGGGUCCAAAAACAGAAGCUGAUUGGGCAUCUCCGAAAAAGAAGGUUGCGCGACUUCAGUCGGAAAAACCUCUAAAAAAUACGCCGGUAAAGGUUGAAUUGAAGAAAGAAGAAGGAGCCAAAACUAUUGGAGAGUUAAUGCUGAAUAAAACCCAUUUUCACAAGGUUGGCGAGAACUUUAAAACUGAAGGGUAUGUAGUCACCCCACACACCAUGGAGUUACUGAAAGAGCAUAUCGCUGCUGUAGGUGGGCGGGUUGUAACAAGGUUUCCUCCGGAACCUAAUGGCAUUCUACACAUUGGUCACGCAAAGGCAAUCAAUAUAAAUUUUGGUUAUGCAAAGGCGUUUGGUGGGAUUUGUUAUCUUCGUUUUGAUGAUACUAAUCCAGAAAAAGAGGAGGAAAAAUUCUUUAAAGGGAUUCUCGAUAUAGUUGAGUGGCUUGGUUAUAAACCGUAUCGGAUCACACACUCAUCUGACUACUUUGAUCAGUUGUAUCUGUGGGCUAUCGAAUUAAUAAAAAGAGGUUUUGCAUAUGUCUGCCACCAAACAGUUGAAGAAAUGAGGGGAAUUGAUGUUAAACCGUCUCCUUGGAGGAACCGCCCUGUUGAGGAAUCGCUAUUCCUUUUUGAGGUUUCCUGUUUUUCUAUCAUCCUGGAGUGCCGGUUUUGUAUGCUUACGUUUGGAGGGUGUUUUCAAAAAUAUUUGGAUGCAGAAAAUGCUGAAGUAAUAGAGUUUCAGAAGAUGCGGCGUGGCAUGUUUGAAGAAGGGGCUGCUACAUUACGGUUAAAAACUGUUUUAGAGGAAGGAAAAGUUGAUCCAGUAGCCUAUAGGAUUAAAUAUUGUGCCCAUCAUAGAACUGGAAAUAAAUGGUGUAUAUAUCCGACUUACGAUUUCACUCACUGCCUUUGCGACUCGAUAGAGAAUAUUACUCAUUCUUUGUGUACAAAGGAAUUUCAAUCAAGACGAAGCAGUUAUUACUGGUUGUGCAACGCCUUGGAUAUAUAUUGUCCUGUACAGUGGGAGUAUGGAAGAUUGAAUAUGUAUUAUACAGUGGUUUCAAAAAGAAGGAUCAAAGCUUUGAUUCAGAAUAAUAUUGUGAGGUCCGUAAGUGAGAUUUUUAUUGAGUUUUUAAAAGCUGAUUGGGAUGAUCCACGUCUGUUUACACUAACUGCUCUUCGCCGAAGGGGUAUUCCAGCUGCAGCAAUCAAUAACUUUAUUGCUGGUCUUGGUGUUACCAUGGCUCAGAUGUUCGUUGACCCUCACAUGCUGGAUGCAGCCGCUCGUGAUUAUCUUAAUCAGAGUGCGCCAAGGACAAUGGCCGUGUUAAAUCCACUGAAGGUAACUAUUGAAAAUUAUGAUGAAAUGCGGCUCCCAAAUUCUGUUUCUGUGCCUGACUUUCCACCUGAAAUCAAAAUGGACAGCAACCACAAUGUCGCAUUCGACAGGGUUAUUUUCAUUGAAAAGGACGACUACAGAAGGGUAAUGCAUUCAAGCUUGCUCGACUGCGCAUCGCUUUAUUGCCAUAUUUUUAUAUUCAACUUUAACUGGUCGUUAUUUACCGAGGGUGAAAAAGGUUACAGAAGGCUGACUCCGAAACAGCCAGUGGGCUUGAAACAUCUUGGUGUUGUACUUUCAUAUGUCCGAGAAAUACAGGACAGCAAAAAACGGACAUCUGAGCUCAUUGUACGUGCUGCGAAGUUAACUGCAGAAACAAAGCCAAAGGCGUUUAUCCAUUGGGUUGCGAAACCGUUAGCUUGCGAAGUCCGUCUCUACGAUAAAUUGUUUAUGCACCAGAAUCCUGAGGACUCGAGCGUUGUCCCUGGCGGUUUUCUGACAGAUUGCAACCGGGACUCGCUGAAAGUGAUACAGUCGGCUUUAAUAGAUGUGUCGAUUGCUAGCUCAAAAGUUUUUGACAGUUUCCAGUUUGAACGGCUAGGCUUCUUCACCGUCGAUAGAGACAGUACAUCUUCAAAGCUCGUCUUCAAUCGUACUGUAGGUCUAAAAGAGGAUUCGGGAAAAAGCUGA